AUGAAGCUCUUUCAUUUGUUUACCUCCGUUGCCUUUGCUUCUCUCGCGGUGGGCAUACCUCUUCGCGAUGUCAUCCUGAGCGCCAACACGUCCUGCCAGAUUGAGGGAGGGGAUGAGGCUGCCAAUUUGGCGUGUCGUGCUAUUUGCGCUGAUCAAGGUCACGGAUGGACGGGUGGGUAUUGUGAUAAUAAGCAGUAUGCUCUUAACCCGAAAAUAUGGCGGGAAGGGGGAAGCGCUAAUGAUGCUAGAAUCUGUCAC
Messenger RNA from Aspergillus bombycis, 258 nucleotides. RefSeq lists its product as uncharacterized. Lineage: Eukaryota; Fungi; Ascomycota; Eurotiomycetes; Eurotiales; Aspergillaceae. The record is from RefSeq and is a predicted model, not a curated record. The transcript is spliced from 2 exons. The annotation marks the transcript as partial.